Molecule: messenger RNA, 1926 nt
Organism: Oryza brachyantha (malo sina)
Lineage: Eukaryota; Viridiplantae; Streptophyta; Magnoliopsida; Poales; Poaceae
Product: hippocampus abundant transcript 1 protein-like
Exons: 13
Coding region: 262-1632 (456 amino acids)
Biological process (GO): transmembrane transport
Molecular function (GO): transmembrane transporter activity
Source: RefSeq, a predicted model, not a curated record
UGGACGAGAUCAAGUGGGUGACCACCCUAAGCAAGAGCGACUGAUCGACGCGACGAGGAGGCUUCGAUUGUCUCCUUCUCUUACUUGGAAGCAUUGCAUUGGCGAUUCUUUCUUUUGUCCUUGCGUGGCGUGCAUUGGAGUAUAAAACAAUAGUCCCAGAGUGUGGCAUGCAAAUUAACCUCCUAAUUUUCUCUCGAGCCGUCGAGCAGGUAGCGAGUUCAGGUAAAGACGUUACGUCGAUCCCUGCGUAGAGACGCCAGGAUGAAGGACUUGGUCGGGCUGGGGCACUUGUUCGUGGCGGCGUUCCUGUUCCACUUCGCCUCCUACAUGGUCCUUCCGGCGAUCACCGACGUGACGAUGGACGCCGUCUGCCCCGGCCACGACGAGUGCUCCGUCGCCAUCUACCUCAGCGGCUUCCAGAGCGCCAUCACAGGGCUGGGGGCUCUCGUGGUGACCCCCAUCGUGGGGAAUUUGUCGGACAAGUACGGCCGGAAGGCUCUGUUGACGCUGCCGGUGACCGUGUCCAUCCUGCCGUUGUUUAUACUGGCCUGCAACCGCUCAAAAGUGUACUUCUACGUGUACUACGUGGUUAAGGUCGUCGCCGGCAUCUUCUGCGAGGGCAGCAUGCAUUGCCUCUUGCUCGCCUACGUGGCCGAUCAAGUCGGCGCCAGGCGGCGAGCGGUGGCGUUCGGGCUCCUCUCCGGCGUAUCGGCAGCGGGGUUCGUGUCGGGAACCCUCACCGCGCGCUUCCUCCCGACUUCAUCCACCUUCCAGGUGGCGGCAGCCGUCGCCGCGGCCACGGCCAUCUACCUGAGGGCCUUCGUCCCAGAUUCCGGCGCCAACUCCUUCGUUGACGAAGCCUGUGAUCCCUUCCUACAAGACUCAUCCUGCUCUGCCGCCACUCCGUCUUCCUCCUCCUCCUCCUCCUCCUCCUCCGAUGAGGAGCUAUCUCCGAGACUGCCGCCGCGCAAAGGUGGGCUGCCGUCGUUGUCGGACAUGGUUGCGCUUCUCACUGGCAGUUUGACCUUGUCAGGGGCAGCAAUUGUCACUUUCUUUUACAGUCUCGGCGAAUAUGGGCUUCAGACUGCAUUACUGUACUACCUGAAAGCACGAUUUGGUUACAGCAAGGAUGAGUUUGCUAAUCUUAUGCUUAUUGCUGGUGCUGCAGGAAUGCUGUCUCAGCUGACUGUCAUGCCUGUCUUGGCUCGAUUUGUUGGCGAGGAUAUACUGCUUAUCAUAGGACUGCUAGGAGGUUGCGCUCAUGUUUUCCUGUAUGGCAUUGCAUGGUCAUAUUGGGUACCAUAUUUAUCAGCGGCAUUUAUAAUUUUGAGUGCUUUUGUUCACCCUUCUAUAAGGACCAAUGUAUCCAAGAGUGUUGGAUCAAAUGAGCAGGGAAUUGCUCAAGGCUGUAUAUCUGGCAUAAGCUCGUUUGCCAGCAUAUUAGGCCCGCUAAUUUUUACUCCUCUAACAGCAUGGGUCCUUUCGGAAACAGCGCCAUUCAACUUCAAAGGUUUCAGCAUCAUGUGCGCUGGCUUUUGUACGCUCAUUGCCUUCGUUAUCAGCAUGAGGAUGCGUGCAGGGCAAUCUGGUGCAAGAGAUAAGGUUGCCGUUGAGCCGCAUGAGCAAGCUUGACGAAUAUGCUAUAUGCAAAACUGUACAUUCUAACAUUGGCCACGGGAAACCUACCAGCGUCUGCUAUCCUGAUGAAUAUGCCAUUCCUCCGCACAUCUCCAUCAGGGAAAGAAAAGCAAUGCUUCAGAUAGCGAAUUGACGACUGCCAUCUCAUCGAAGCAAAGCCCACCUUGUUGUAAUAUAUCACUUGAAUUGCUGGCCAGGGCUACAUAUUUCGGCCGUAGCUUCAGAGAGAGCAUGAUAGCGCAAUACUACAGAUUUUGAAUAGCAAUUUAAAGUUCCUAGAAUCAGCAG